Molecule: messenger RNA, 1950 nt
Organism: Jatropha curcas
Lineage: Eukaryota; Viridiplantae; Streptophyta; Magnoliopsida; Malpighiales; Euphorbiaceae
Source: RefSeq, a predicted model, not a curated record
GAACAGCUGAGAAACUAUUUGAACUUGAACCCAGUAUGGACUCCAGUUAUAUAUUGCUAUCAAACAUUUUUGCGGCCAAAGGUAGGUGGGAUGAGGUUAAAAAAAUAAGGGCUUUGAUGUCUACUAAGGGUGUUAAGAAAGAGCCUGGUUGUAGCUGGAUAGAAGUUGAUGGUCUAGUCCACGUCUUCACAUCUCAUGAUGGUUCACAUCCCAAAACAAGGGAAAUCUAUGCCAUAUUGGAGGAGCUAGGGUAAAAAUUAACUUCAAUAGGUUAUCGGCAAAACUUGGGCUUGAAUGUUUAACUUUCGAUUUUGGAUGAAUCUCGGAUCAAUUUAAGCUUAUGAUGAGUUCUAUGUUUUGAUAAGAUUCUCACUCUUUUGCCGAAGCCAUAAUGAGGACAGAUUUUUGUUAGUUCAGGUUGCUUUUAUGGGGUCUACUGCACUGAGCUGGAUUGGUGACCGAUCAACUAGUGAUGUUGUUGUCAGGCUACGAACACAGGAAGGCCGAGAUGAGUGGUUUUACUGUCAUUCUCUCAUCCUGGUAGAGAAGAGCAAAUACUUUGGUGACCGUCUUUCUGAGAACUGGCCUACUUGUCUUCGGCUUCUGUAUGUUGCUAUAGAUGGCUCAUCAGAUGAUAUAUGGCAUGGUGUGAAGAAUGCCCUUGGCAUUCUGCGGGUUGCUGUUGAGCUUGGCUCGCCGAAAAUUGUUUCUGGUUGUGUGAAUUUCUUGGAAGCAGUCCCUUGGGAAGAAGCUGAGGAGCAGGAGAUCUUAAGGAUCAUACCACGCAUGGGAUCACAAGCGGAACCAAUUCUUGCCCGUCUCCAACCAGUCAAUCCAUUAUUAAUAAGGAGGGUUUUUCUGUCUGCCAUUCAAUUUGCUACAUCAUCACCUGCUUCAGUCAUGAAUGAUCUGAAAACGUCUGCACAGGAGCAGCUUGAAUACAUGCUCACAGAAGAUGAUGAUGCCCCUCUAUUAACAGCUGACGAUGAGAUAAAAUCCGUUGUAAAAGAAUGUUUGAAAGGGCUCUUCUCCAGAUUUAACAAACUAUUGGACGAUUUAUUGUGUAAAUCUGUGGAAUCAGUUUCAGAGUCAGGGAGAGUACAAUCACUUCAAUCUUAUUUAUCAGAUAUGUCAUGGGCAUGUCAGAUUUUAAGUAAGUUGGAAAUCAUGUUUGAAUUUGUCUACAGUUGGGUAGAUUCAUCAGAUAAGAUACUUCAGGUUGUUGAGCAAGCAUGCACAGCUGUUGAAAUAAUUGAGAUAAAGUUGAAGGUUAUUGAGGUGGCGGCAAAGGUUUUGGAAGCAAUAGGAUAUGGCACUGUUAUUUUGCCAACUGCGAAACGGCUUCAUAUGGUGAAGGUUUGGCUUCCAUUUGUGAGGGUCACGAAGCCUUUUAUUGAUUCUGUGACAACUAACUAUGAGGAUACUGGGCUUAAGAUCGAUGCCGAGCAGUGGCAGUCCUUGGAAUCCUCGUUUGUUUCAAUAGUUCUUGCAUUACCUUCUGGAGACCAGGCAGAGAUUUUGACUGAAUGGUUGGGGAAUGAGCAUAUUCACUAUCCGGACUUUACUGAGGCAUUUGAGGUGUGGUGUUACAGGUCCAAGGUUGCCAAGAGAAGACUAGCUGAUAUAAAAGGAAACCAUGAUAUGAUCAACACAAGUUGAUAAUUUCAUAUGACCUCUUUCCAUAGUUUCACGAGGCAUAGAGUUAGACAGAUCUUACUUAAGCUAGCAUCAAGUAACUCUUUUGUUUCCUUUUAUCUGCAUAUAUUAAACUUGUAAUAGGAAGAAAGUUCCACUGAAACAAGAACUGUAUUUGGUGGAUUUAUUCUAGGAUUUUGCAGAUUAUAUAGUUAUACGAUCCAUUUGAUUGUAAAAACAAUGAUUGUGAAUAUCAGAAAUUCUGGAACAACUAAAGAAUAGAAGAUGCAUAUUUCUGCUAUCUUUUCCCUAAAA